AUGGAUGGAAUGCAAGAUCGAUGGAAGUAUAGCUUUCGUCUACUCACGCGGCUUCUAUCAACCCAGGUGAAACCUCUAGUGAUAUUGAUUGAUGAUUUGCAGUGGGCGGAUCAAGCUUCGUUAGAUUUGAUUGACUGCUUGAUCACGGAUACUCAGAAUGCCAGUCUAUUGAUGGUGAUUGGCUGUUAUCGCUCAAAUGAAGUCGAUGAAGAGAGUAGUCUUUCAAAGACCAUGAAGGCUCUCGCUGAUAAGGCGGUGGACUUUGGUUUUGACAUUUCAGAAAUUUGUGUGGAUAGCUUUGGGAUCAACGAAGUAAAUCAUAUGAUCAUGAAGAUGAUGGAUACCAAUAUCGAGGACAUCACAAGAGAUCUAGCUGCAUUGACUUUCCAGAGAACGCUGGGGAAUCCAUUCUUUGUGAUUGAGUUCAUGAGUAUGCUCCAACGAGAGGAUCUGAUCACAUUUAAUCUGGGCACGAUGAAGUGGACAUAUGAUGUUCGUACCAUCGCAGAUACAACAGUAUCGACUCCCAAUGUUGUGGAGUUGUUGAAGUCCAGGAUGCAGAAAAUGCCAGCAGAUGUGCGAUUGCUACUUCAGUUUGCUGCUUGUUUUGGUCCUACAUGGACAGUCACGAUCGUAGAAAUUUUGUGGAAGAACAUGGCAAUCGUCCAGUCAAAAGGAUUUGAUCUUCACACAGUUUCUACUCUGAUAGGAUACAUAGAAGACGAAAUGCUGAUAGAAAGAUGGGGCGAAUUCAAAUACAGAUGGGUCCACGACAAAGUCCAAGAAGCAGCACGUUCGCUUGUAGAGACGGAUGAAAGGACAAUGAAGUUUGAAAUGGGCAAGAUUUUGCAUCUCAAUCUUCGACGGAAGGAGCUUGACGAUGAGCUUUUUGAUGUUGCUGAUCUAAUCAGUAAUGGGAAAGGAAUUGAGUCUGCAGAUUUUGCUUCUCUGUGCUUGAAAGCUGGAAAGAAGGCCAUGCGACUCUCUGCGUUCCUAUCGUCGACGAGAUACGUGAAAAAUGGAAUUGGAAUGCUCCCUGAUAAUUGUUGGACAACGCUGCAGUCCCUGACACUCGAAUUGUAUACACUUGGCGCUCAAGUAGAGCUUGCACUUGGGCAUGUAGAGGAGUCUAAGAGUUAUUGCUCUUCUGUUCUCUGUCGAGACGAUGUUGAAAUGAGUGCUAAGAUUCCUUUGAGAAUAGCAGAGAUAACGAGGCUUGCGACGGUCGAAAUGAAGUAUCCGGAGACAGUAAAGACGUGUCUUGCACUUUUGAAAGACAUGAAGUACAAGUUCAUUUGGACUCGAUCAUUGAUCACUCUCCAGGCUGUUUCAACGUUAUCAAGUACAAUCAAUUCAGUAAAGAAGCAACCAAAAAAAUUUCAUUUGCGUCUGGGAACAAUGGAUGAUAGGAACAGAACCAUUGCUGAAAUAUUGAGUCAGCUGCAGUAUUCAUCUUUUCAUACCCAAAACAUCAUGCAACUGAUACUAUGCGCUUGUCAUAUUGUCCAGUUGACAUUGAAACAUGGAUUGUGUGAAUACUCUGCCAAAGCGAUAUCAACGCUUGGUAAUCUGGGGAUCCUUGUGCUGGAAAAACGCAAUAAUGCAACAAUGUUUCGUGAGCUGGCGUUAUCCACUCAAGCUCAUUUUGGAAGAGCUCGUGCUUGUCAGACAAUGUUCAUUACAUACUCAUACUCAAUGGUGUGGUCGUAUCCCUUGCAAAAAUGCACCGAUGUGUUCUAUGAAGCUUAUAUCAAGGGAAUGAGGAACGGAGAAGUGGAUUAUGCAAUGUGGUGCCUAACUUCUCAUUUUGUCACUCUUCCCUACUAUCACAAACCAGCUAGGCUAAUCAUCGAAGCAUGUGCCGGAGACCCAUUUAUUUCGGCAGUGCAUAAUUAUGUCGAAUGUCAGCUACUUCUUUUCUUUGAUGACCCAUCAGCUGCAGAUAGGGCAAUCAGCGGAGCUGAAGUGUUCUCGAAAACAUCGCCGGGUGUCUUUCAGAUUAUGAUUGAGACAUUCCACAGAGCUAUCUCAUUGCAACUCGCUGCUCGUCGGACAAAGAAACGAAAGUAUAAACAGCAUGCUACAAAGAUCCGAAAGCAAAUUCACAAAUGGAAGAAAGAAGGAGUAGUCAAUGUCGUCUACUACUGCAUCUUUCUCGAUGCGGAGCACGCGGCAUUGGAAGGCAAGUAUGAAGAGGCAGAAUCGCAUUACAAGAAAGCCAUACAAUUUGUGGCUCGUUCUGGUUAUUUGCACCACGCAGGAUUGUUCAACGAGCUGUACAGUGAUUUUCUUCUGCGUGAAAGAAAUGACAAAAAGGAGGCUAGAUACCACCUCCAAGAGGCCAUCCGAUACUACAACGAUUGGGGUGCACUAGGGGUUGUGGAAAGACUAAGGAAGUCGAGUCUCUUUGAGGGGAGAUUCUAA
Molecule: messenger RNA, 2424 nt
Organism: Cylindrotheca closterium
Lineage: Eukaryota; Bacillariophyta; Bacillariophyceae; Bacillariales; Bacillariaceae
Source: the annotation of a GenBank genome assembly